UUAGAAACUAUUCUUCUGGUAAAGUAGCAAAAAUGCAAUAAACAAUUUCAAUAUAGAAAGAAGAAGAAAAAAAAAAAAGAAACAAAACGUAGAUUAUAGAGUAGACGAAUAGAAGGUUCUGUUCCAGAUUUGCUGUCAUAACACUACUUUCACCAAUUCUGCCAGCUAUCUAUGUGAGUUUCUCUCUUUCGACAUUACCUUUCCCUCUUUUAACCCUUAAAUUAAAUCUAUCUUCAACUUUAACCACCAUAAAUAAACUACACUGCACAUUAUUCUUCUACUGAUUCCGAUUUUCACUAUUUUAUAUAUAUGUUCUCUGAUGAUUCCUCUUUUGGUUGAUGCCAUCCAGUAGAUAUGGACUUCUUGUUAUUUGUAUCAUUAAUUUUGGCAUGCUUGUGUUCUUCUGUGUCGCCUGAUCCGCAAGGAGAUGCACUGAUUGCAUUGAAGUUAUCACUGAAUGCUUCAGGUCACCAGCUUAGUGACUGGAAUGAAAAUCAAGUCAACCCUUGUACCUGGUCACGUGUUUACUGUGACUCAAACUACAAAGUUAUUCAAGUUUCACUAGCGAUGAUGGGAUUCACAGGACGCUUGGCCCCAAGGAUAGGAACUCUAAAAUAUCUCACUACUCUUUCUUUGCAAGGAAAUGGCAUCACCGGUGACAUACCAAAAGAGUUGGGAAACCUGACAAGCUUGAUCAGGUUGGAUUUGGAAAACAACAGAUUAACUGGUGAAAUACCGCAGUCCCUUGGUAAUCUUAAAAAGCUACAGUUCUUGACAUUGAGUCAAAACAAUCUCAGUGGAUCUAUACCUGAAUCACUUGCCAAUCUUUCAAGCUUGAACGAUAUUCAGCUAGAUUCAAACAAUCUUAGCGGCCGAAUUCCGGAGCAGUUACUUGAAGUUCCUAAGUACAAUUUCAGCGGAAAUAAGUUGGACUGUGGUGUGAAUUAUGGUCAGCCUUGUGCAUUUAAUAAUGCCGAUCAAGGUUCAUCACAUAAACCAAUUGGCCUCAUAAUUGGAAUUAGUGUAGCAUUUGUAGCUAUCCUUGUUAUUGUUGGUCUGCUGUUAUUUUGGUGCAAGGCUAGACACAAGGGAUACAAGCGUGAAGUUUUUGUAGAUGUUCCAGGUGAAGUUGAUCGGCGAAUUGCAUUUGGACAGCUAAAAAGAUUUGCAUGGAGAGAACUACAAAUAGCUACUGACAACUUCAGCGAGAAAAAUGUUUUAGGACAGGGAGGCUUUGGAAAGGUUUAUAAAGGUGUCCUUGCUGAUAACACAAAAGUUGCUGUCAAAAGGUUAACUGAUUAUGAAAGCCCUGGGGGAGAUGCAGCUUUCCAGCGUGAAGUUGAGAUGAUAAGUGUAGCUGUUCAUAGGAACUUGUUACGGCUGAUUGGGUUUUGUACUACUCCAACUGAACGCCUCUUAGUUUAUCCCUUCAUGCAAAACUUAAGCGUUGCCUAUCGUCUACGAGAACUCAAACCUGGGGAAUCUGUUUUGGAUUGGCCUACAAGAAAACAAGUGGCUCUGGGAACUGCACGUGGCCUAGAAUAUCUUCAUGCGCAUUGCAGUCCUAAGAUUAUUCAUCGGGAUGUGAAAGCAGCUAAUGUAUUACUAGAUGAAGAUUUUGAGGCAGUUGUCGGCGACUUUGGUUUGGCAAAGUUAGUAGAUAUUCGAAAGACUAAUGUGACAACUCAAGUUCGUGGGACAAUGGGCCAUAUAGCUCCUGAGUAUUUGUCAACCGGAAAGUCUUCAGAAAGGACUGAUGUUUUUGGUUAUGGGAUUAUGCUUCUGGAGAUUGUUACAGGUCAACGGGCAAUUGACUUCUCACGUUUGGAAGAGGAAGAUGAUGUGUUGUUGCUUGACCAUGUUAAGAAAUUAGAACGAGAGAAAAGACUAGAUGCUAUUGUUGAUCGCAACCUAAAGAAAAAUUUCAACAUGCAAGAGGUAGAAAUGAUGAUAAAAGUUGCGCUACUCUGCACCCAAGCAACGCCAGAGGAUCGUCCACCGAUGUCUGAGGUUGUAAGAAUGCUAGAAGGAGAAGGAUUGGCUGAAAGGUGGGAGGAAUGGCAGCACGUGGAGGUCCAUCGAAGACAAGAAUACGAGAGAUUACAAAGAAGAUUUGACUGGGGAGAAGAUUCAGUUUAUAAUCAAGAUGCCAUUGAGUUGUCUGGUGGCAGAUGAGAAGAUACAUAGAUUUCAACAAUCUAUGUUAUAAGCUGUACAACAUUUUCCUUUUUUGAUAGUUUAGCUUGAAUGAAUAGAGAUGAAGUUUAUUGUGUUUCAACUGUAAGAAAAAGGAGGAGGAGUUAUAAUUUUGAUGUUACAGUGAUGCUUGUGGUAUUAUUGAGGUUUUCUAAAGUACAGAAAAUCAUUAAGGAAAAGAUGUUUGGUGAGCUUUUAGCAAUGUUCCUGCUGUUACAUAUGGUAGUGUGCUGCAAGUCCCCUAGCAAUGAUUGUUGUAUAUAAAGGUUUUUACAAAGAAACCGUGUUGGUGGUGUUGUUAUCUUGUCAGCUACAUUAUUUGGUUCCAUAUUCAAUAUUUUCAUUUCAGUUAAUGUACAAUGAACAAUCUCCUUUCUGGGUUAUACCUCAAGAAAAGAAUUGGAAAUGCUUUUACUAAAUCUACCAUGAUACAUUUAAUUAA
Messenger RNA from Cicer arietinum (chickpea), 2638 nucleotides. NCBI's taxonomy places the organism in Eukaryota, Viridiplantae, Streptophyta, Magnoliopsida, Fabales, Fabaceae. The record is from RefSeq and is a predicted model, not a curated record.